This is a messenger RNA of Moneuplotes crassus, 832 nucleotides long. NCBI's taxonomy places the organism in Eukaryota, Ciliophora, Spirotrichea, Euplotida, Euplotidae. The record is from the annotation of a GenBank genome assembly.
UCAUGGAGUUUAUUAAAACUGAGUUUAAUGAACCUAGCCAAAACAUUUAUAUGGACUUAUUGUGUGAUGAUCUAUUGAGAGAGACUAAUGAUGACCUUGACAAAAAUGCUGAAAUGUUUAAAAUAUCAGAAUCACAUCAGACCCAUCACUUCGAAAUCUUAACUGAGGAGACCAAAGGAGUUUCUGGAAACAACUCAAGGCAAGCCAGAUUUCCAAACCUUACCCAUCAUACAAUUAAUCAGCAGAGGCCAGUAAUCCUCUAAGAAGAGAGAGAUGUAAGCUGUCAGACUAAGUCUGUUAACUAUAUUCUGAAGUAUCCAGAACCUCGAGAGGAAGGCUUUGGUAGCACAUUAUAUACAUUUUUCAACAAGGUCACAGGUCAACAAUCUUGUAAGAGGAUGCCUCUCAAGAAGAUUCUCAAGAUCCUAAAACAUACAAGAGAGCUCAUUGACGAAUUCUUUCAGACAACCAAAGAAAAUUGAAAAUCUUGCACAGACUCCAAUUAAAACCAAACCUAUCUUAAAGAAACCCCUAUUCAUCCUCCACUACCUCAUCCUCCACCUUACCCACAAAAUCACCCACCUAUCCAACCCCCUCACCCCAAGACGCCCUACUCCUCCCUCUACUCCUCCCCCACCCCUCCACCACCCCCUCCCCAAUCCCACCCUCUUCUCCAAAGUAACUCCUUCCACCCCUAACCCCACUUCCGCAUUCUCCCAAAAGUCUCCUCCCCAGCCCCUCCUCCUAGCUCAGCCACAAAGAACCUGACCUAAACUGGCAGCUCUAGUAGAGCUGCCAGUUUAGGCUGGGGUUCUGGAGCUGACUGGAAGUA